Oncorhynchus nerka (sockeye salmon) is the source of this 8534-nucleotide messenger RNA. Its product is annotated as vertebrate ancient opsin-like. Gene Ontology annotation, cellular component: photoreceptor outer segment; plasma membrane. The record is from RefSeq and is a predicted model, not a curated record. Gene Ontology annotation, molecular function: G protein-coupled photoreceptor activity. Lineage: Eukaryota; Metazoa; Chordata; Actinopteri; Salmoniformes; Salmonidae. The transcript has 5 exons. Bases 406 to 1572 code for a protein of 388 amino acids. Gene Ontology annotation, biological process: G protein-coupled receptor signaling pathway; cellular response to light stimulus; phototransduction.
UUUGUUUAUUUGCAGCAGUGCUUUUGCGGUUUUGUUUACCGUUGCUGGUUUUUUUAAAGAUACAGACUCACUCUUUAAACAGCCUUGAAUUCUGAAUAACUGUGGAUUCGUCGCUUUGGUCCAAAAUAUGUGCUUUCAUGCAAAAUGCGGAUAUCAAGAUCUUAAGUACAGCCUACUCAAAGAAAAGUAUGCAAAAAAAAUCAAGGAAUGGCUGUUGAUCCAGUAAUCAUUUUAAACGAAUGCUCUUUACGCGCGACUCUGGGCAUGCUGCAGUUUCGAGGAGGAGAGUACAAAUUAAGUUGUGAAAAUGAGUAAUGGACCACAAGAUCUCUGACCCUUUACAUAACCCACGAGUGCAAUAGGAAUUUUACUCUAUAGUCAAGUGCAAUUAUUUUGACAUGGACAAUGGAUAAUAUAAGAAUUGCAGUAAAUGGUAUUUCUUUUAACGAGACAGCCGAGAUCUACAAACCACACGCUGAUCCGUUCACUGGUCCAAUAACACAUCUUGCACCUUGGAAUUUCGCAGUUUUGGCUACGUUGAUGUUUGUUGUAACAUCUCUGUCUCUCUUUGAAAAUUUUACUGUUAUGUUGGCCACUUACAAGUUCAAACAGCUGAGACAGCCCUUAAAUUAUAUCAUUGUUAAUUUAUCUGUCGCUGAUUUCCUCGUGUCACUCACCGGUGGAACAAUAAGUUUUCUAACAAAUGCCAAAGGGUAUUUUUUUCUUGGAAAUUGGGCUUGCAUAUUGGAAGGUUUUGCUGUCACCUAUUUCGGGAUUGUGGCUCUGUGGUCCCUGGCAGUCCUGUCCUUCGAGCGUUUCUUUGUGAUCUGCCGGCCUCUGGGGAAUGUUCGUCUUAGGGGGAAGCAUGCGGCAAUCGGCCUGCUGUUUGUCUGGACCUUCUCCUUCAUCUGGACGAUCCCUCCUGUGUUCGGCUGGUGCAGCUACACGGUCAGCAAGAUCGGCACCACCUGCGAGCCAAACUGGUACUCCAACAACAUUUCAAAUCAAACCUACAUAAUCACCUUCUUUGUGACCUGCUUCAUAAUGCCCCUGGGGGUGAUCAUCUACUGCUAUGGGAAGCUCCUACAGAAGCUGAGAAAGGUGUCCCAUGGCAGGCUGGGUAACGCCAAGAAACCGGAGCGUCAGGUGACACGCAUGGUGGUGGUGAUGAUUGUGGCUUUCAUGGUGGGCUGGACGCCCUACGCAGCCUUCUCCAUCAUUGUCACAGCCUGUCCCACCAUCUACCUGGACCCCAGAAUUGCUGCUGCACCCGCUUUCUUCUCCAAGACGGCCGCAGUCUACAACCCAGUCAUCUACGUCUUCAUGAACAAACAGUUCAGGAAGUGCCUGAUUCAGCUCUUUACCUGCAAGCCUGCGCCAGAGAACAUGAAUGCAACGUCGGAGCGACUGGGAAUGACGGGGGAGAGCUGCACGGGGGGCGAGAUGUCAGCCAUAGCAGCACGCAUCCCGGUCUGCGGCAACACCCAGCCUAAGAAUGAGGAGGCAUCCCCCAGCAAGUGCAGCUCCUUCGUCCAGUUGCCAAUCCCAGAGAACAAAGUCUGCCCCAUGUAGACCAACAGAAGACUAUCCCACCCCUGAACUCUCCUCCAGUCUUCACUGCCUUUUCAUCCUCCCCUUCCAUUGCUAUGCAGAUGCAUCUUCUCUUACCCACCAACUUCUUGUGGUAUGUGUUAGUUUAAAGAUGCCAGGUGUAACCACAAGGGUUCCCUGGUUGACUUGUUAUGUAUUAGUAGACAUGGAGGGAAACUGUAGCACAAAAGAGGGACAUAAUGCUUUCAUGUAUGGCAAGCAGCCAGAUCACCCUGACUGCAUCUAUCUGCUGAAAGUCAUCUGAGGCUAAGCAGGGUCAGGCCUGGUUGAUCUCUGGGGUAGGAGACCAGAUGCUGUUGGAAAUUGUGUUAGAGUGCCAGUAGGGGGCAUUCUUCCCUCCUCAAUACCUUAGUCCAUCCUUUCUGAGGACACUGCUCCACAAAGGAUUCCCUUAUCCCUCAUACCACCAAUAUAUUUCACAGACAUGGAUUACCAACUGGGGUAAUUUUGACCCCAAGAAGAAACUAUUGGAAAAAGCAACAAUCAUAGCAAAAUAUCAAAUUAAUUAUUAUCAAAACAUCAUUAGAUAUGUAAAUAAAAUAAAUACUUAUUUUUACAAAAUUACAUGUAAUUUGCAUAUUCUAGAAAUCAAGAAUAUACAUUUCACAAUAAUGUGCAGCUCUUUUCCAAAAUACAAUACACAAGUACUAUUAAGCCAAUUUACCAUCAUUUGAUUGUGUUAUCAUUUCGUUUUUAGAAUGUUGAUGUAAAUAUACAUUUAGUCUUAUUUGGUAAAAAUGACUGGCAUUUUAAAGGGGCAGUACACCAACAUUUGAAAUAUACUUAAUUUUAAAAAGUGAUUAAUCCAUUGAACCUGUGAGACAAUGACCAACAAUAUGGCUUCGUUUUCUUACCCCAAAGCCAGCAUGAGCAUCGUUGCUAGUGAAACAAUGGCAGUAGGCUUCAGAAAGCAUGCACAAAUCUUCAGUCACUUCAAACCAAAUGUUAUUUUAUUUAUUUAUUUUAUUUUACCUUUAUUUAACCAGGCAAGUCAGUUAAGAACACAUUCUUAUUUUCAAUGACGGCCUGGGAACAGUGGGUUAACUACCUGUUCAGGGGCAGAACGACAGCUCGGGGGUUUGAACUCGCAACCUUCCGGUUACUAGUCCAACGCUCUAACCACUAGGCUACCCUGCCGUUAUAGCAACCCAAAUACCAUAAAUUGCAAAUCUAGAAUAUUGAUUUUAUAGGAAUUCAUGUAUUUAUAUAACACUUCCCGUAGAAUUACUAUUUUUCGAAGAAUACACAGCAAUACAACACUAUAUGUACAUUUAGAGGGUAGCUGGUUUCUGUAUUACAGUUCUACCAAGUAUUCAUACUGACAUACUUUUAAUGAGCUGUUUUGACUGCAACUAAGCAUAUACAGUGGGGCAAAAAAGUAUUUAGUCAGCCACCAAUUGUGCAAGUUCUCCCACUUAAAAAUAUGAGAGAGGCCUGUAAUGUUCAUCAUAGGUACACUUCAGCUAUGACAGACAAAAUUAGAAGAAAAAAAAUCCAGAAAAUCACAUUGUAGGAUUUUUAAUGAAUUGAUUUGCAAAUUAUGGUGGAAAAUAAGUAUUUGGUCAAUAACAAAAGUUUAUCUCAAUACUUUGUUAUAUACCCUUUGUUGGCAAUGACAGAGGUCAAACGUUUUCUGUAAGUCUUCACAAGGUUUUCACACACUGUUGCUGGUAUUUUGGCCCAUUCCUCCAUGCAGAUCUCCUCUAGAGCAGUGAUGUUUUGGGGCUGUUGCUGGUCAACACGGACUUUCAACUCCCUCCAAAGAUUUUCUAUGGGGAUGAGAUCUGGAGACUGACUAGGCCACUCCAGGACCUUGAAAUGCUUCUUACGAAGCCACUCCUUUGUUGUCCGUGCGGUGUGUUUGGGAUCAUUGUCAUGCUGAAAGACCCAGCCACGUUUCAUCUUCAAUGCCCUUGCUGAUGGAAGGAGGUUUUCACUCAAAAUCUCACGAUACAUGGCCCCAUUCAUUCUUUCCUUUACACUGAUCAGUCGUACUGGUCCCUUUGCAGAAAAACAGCCCCAAAGCAUGAUGUUUCCACCCCCAUGCUCCACAGUAGGUAUGGUGUUCUUUGGAUGCAAACUCAGCAUUCUUUGUCCUCCAAACACGACAAGUUGAGUUUUUACCAAAAAGUUAUGUUUUGGUUUCAUCUGACCAUAUGACAUUCUCCCAAUCUUCUUCAUGAUCCAAAUGCUCUCUAGCAAACUUCAGAUGGGCCUGGACAUGUACUGGCUUAAGCAGGGGGACACGUCUGGCACUGCAGGAUUUGAGUCCCUGGCGGCGUAGUGUGUUACUGAUGGUAGGCUUUGUUACUUUGGUCCCAGCUCUCUGCAGGUCAUUCACUAGGUCCCACCGUGUGGUUCUGGGAUUUUUGCUCACCGUUCUUGUGAUCAUUUGGACCCCACGGGGUGAGAUCUUGCGUGGAGCCCCAGAUCGAGGGAGAUUAUCAGUGGUCAUGUAUGUCUUCCAUUUCCUAAUAAUUGCUCCCACUUGCUCCCACAGAUGAUUUCUUAUUGACCAAAUACUUAUUUUCCACCAUAAUUUGCAAAUAAAUUCAUUAAAAAUCUGAUGUGAUUUUCUGGAUUUUUUUCUCAUUUUUUCUGUCAUAGUUGAAGUGUACCUAUGAUGAAAAUUACAGGCCUCUCUCAUCUUUUUUAAAUGGAAGAACUUGCACAAUUGGUGGCUGACUAAAUACUUUUUUGCCCCACUGUAUAUAUAUCUAAAGACACUGAAGCAGCAAACUUUGUGGAAAUUAGUAUUUGUGUCAUUCUAAAAACUUUUGGCCACGACUGUAUAGGCGAAUUAUGUGAUUUUGGCUCAUUAGGUGAUUUUGGCUUCAUUACAUUCCAUUCCGUUUAUACCUUUCUUUCCUCUGUCACGUCCGCAUUAGUGGAUCAUAUUAGGCAUAUUGUGCAAUAAUUGGGGACAUGUAUUUAUAUCAUUAUGGGACUCGGACUAUAUGUACCAGGUUAAACCUGAAGCCUGGCGCACAGUUCACGGCGACUGGACCGUUGUCAUACAGUUCCAUGAUUAGUGAGGAUUAGGGUAGAUUUAUAGGACUAUUGUUCAAACCUCAUUAUACACUUUUUCCACCUUCCAAUAUUUCAUGGAUUGAACUUUAAUAUGACAACUUGCACAAUGAAUCAAACCCCUCCAUUUUUGAUUCGUCAAUAUAUUAAAGGUUCUCCUAACCAGUUUUUUUUUUUUUAUGAAUCAUACAUAUUUUCCUAACCCAAAUAUGUGCCAAAAUAAUCUACAAGAUCAGAGUAUUUUUAAAUCUACCAGUUGGUGCUGAAACGGAGACAAAUAUGCAUAUAUGUAGAUGGAUUUUCUUUCAUUGAUAUCUAUAUUUUGAACCAGUUUUCUCUAUGUAUUCUAGUGAGUCUGCCGGAAAAAAAUCGAAUUAAAGGUACCCCCUAUUUAAAGGGAUGGCUUAAGAUAAAUGUACUGAAACCCUAUUGAAUCAAAACUCCAUAAAUAAAUCUGUUAGCCAGCAAGUGGGACUGUGUUCAGAGGUUGAAUUAAAUGUAUUCAGCAUGCGGAAGGGAACCACGCCUGCAAAGUCCAUUGCACACCUGCAUAAGGUAAGUCUGAAAACGAACUCCUGAGAAGUGCGUAGGAAAGGCGUACAUUUGACAAAGUCAUGAAACAUUUGAAAAACUGAAUAAACCACAUUCAGACUAUGAUCAAAAAUAUGCCUCUGGGUUUCAAAAGGACCCCAGUCGGUAGGAUGAGGGUUAAACCAAGGUCCUGAUUCUGUAAUCCCUAGAUUCCAUGGCCUCUCAUACAAUUAUGGCCCCCUAAUCAUCCCUUGUUAGCCCCUUCCCAAUACAAUACAAGAUUAUUUCAGCACUUCGAAAAGUACUAUACUUUAAAGGUUCAAUGCAGCAGCUUUGAUCUCAAUAUCAAAUCAUUUCUGAAGAAAAAAAACCAAAUAGCUUCUUUGCAAAGAGCCAUUUCUGAAGCAAUAAUUUUUCUAGGACUGUUUGGGAGUGGUCUGAGUGGGGAUUGGAAAACUAAAAAAUACCUAUAUUAUAUUGGAAUCCCUCUUUCUUAUUGGUCUAUCGACUAAUUUGCCGCCUGGAGAUGUCACCAGGCAGGCCAAAACUCCAUCGCUCAAAUGGCUCUAGUACGAAAAGUAAAUGAUCAUAAUGUUCUACAUUUCACAGUAUUAAUCCAACCUUAGUGUGGAAAUAAGUAUUAAACACAGAAAAAUCACACUUUUGACUCCCCCGGGGCUUUAAAACCCCUCCAUCAUUACUUAUCAUUAUGACAAGGACAUUAAAUGUUUGUUGACAGUGAUUAAAUAAGCUAGAAAUUACGGUUGUAAAUAGACAAUUUACUUGUCUGAUUCCAUCCCUCUUUACUUGAGUUGUGAGUUGUUUGCGUUAUGGUAGGCCUAUUGUCAUCAAUUACCUAACUGUUUUAACUACCUAACAGUCCCAUAUACACUCAGCUUGUACAACUGAUGUACUCUCGGUUGUGCCAAAAGCAUUGUACAUCAGUUGUAUAACUCGAGUGUGUACUGGACCUGUGACUCCACCACCUGCAUCAUCAAGGUUGUCGGAGGGGGCGUCUGUUGAAUCUCGCUCUAAUCCAGAUGAGCCAGACUCAUCUUUAGCUCUUUUCCCCUUUGAAGCCCCUGCGAUGGCAACUGCUGAGAGAUUAUUGUUUUUCUAUGCUGUUUCACUACCUUUUUUUUGUGCUCUUAUUGAGCAGAUUCGAUGGGAAAGCUUUCAUUCCACAAAGACAGUCAAUGAGACUUGGUACAGUUGACCCCAUGCUGGCUCUGCUGGGAAAUAGAGGGACUGUAUAUUUAUCAUGAUUCCACAAAGAAUACUUUCUUCACUCUAUUACUGUACAUUGUCAAGAAAUACUGCAUAUGGGCACUGACUGGGUCCAGUAAAUCCAAGUUUCUCGGCUUAUCAUUAGCGUAGAUAACUGCUGUAGCAAUGUGCACAAAACCAUUGUACAAUGAGGAUCACAUCACAAAGCAUUGGCCUACAGUCAGCAAUAGUGUAUUUCAGAUGUAUUUGAACUUGUGUUCAUUUCUCUUUAACUAAAUCCUGUACACAUGACAGCGUCUCUUGUUUACCAUUCUGUGCUGCACCAUCCUUGAAUGUAACAAUUAAAUGAUAAUGCCUGACAAGCCAGAGUUUGGAGGAUGUAUUGGCGACAAACCGUGCCAAUAUAUCCUCAACACCGGCUUCGAGGACAUUAUCACUUUAAUACAACAGGUUACCAACAUAUUCCAAAAAUUAUUGACAUAUUUUCAUUAACGUUAUAUUGAUUAAUUUAUUCAUACUAUUUCAUCCUUCCACAAGAUAUAGUCCCAACAUAAAUCUAGGUCUCCUACCCAAGCCGGCUGGUCAUUCGCUCUAUCGGUUCUGUUGCCAGAGACAUGACCCAGUCGUUCAGUCUUUUUGUUCUGUAAAUAUGGACGUUCGUUCUAAAUGUUCCAUUGCCAUAAUGGCUGUUAACAUUCUUAUCCCUUGAUUGCUAGCUAGCCAGAUAUGGAAUAACAGCCAGAAUAACAGCAAAAUAGAUGCAUUUUUGUAAGCCGUUUUCUAGUGACAUUUAUUUGGCUACAUCCAAAACAAUGAGCUAAUGAGGCGCAAUUUUGCCUCGCAUAGAACAUGUGCUCACUUGUCAGGACACUGAAGCCUCACAAGUCCUCAACUGGCAUCCUGGAGUCGCCUCGUCACUGCUGACGUUGAGACUGGUGUUUUGCGGGUACUAUUUAAUGAAGCUGCCAGUUGAGAACUUGUGAGGCGUCUGUUUCUCAAACUAGACACUCUAAUGUACUUGUCCUCUUGCUCAGUUGUGCACCUGGGCCUCCCACUCCUCUUUAUAUUCUGGUUAGGGCCAGUUUGCUCUGUUCUGUGAAGGGAGUAGUACACAGCGUUAUACGAGAUCUUCAGUUUCUUGGCAAUUUCUCGCAUGGAAUAGCCUUCAUUUCUCAGAACAAGAAUAGACUGACGAGUUUCAGAAGAAAGGUCUUUGUUUCUGGCCAUUUUGAGCCUGUAAUCGAACCCACAAAUACCGACGCUCCAGAUACUCAACUAGUCUAAAGAAGGCCAGUUUUAUUGCUUCUUUAUCCAGAACAAGAGUUUUCAGCUGGGCUAACAUAAUUGCAAAGUGGUUUUCUAAUGACCAAUUAGCCUUUUAAAAUGAUAAACUUGGAUUAACUAACACAACGUGGGCCUCUGUUUACCUAUGUAGAUAUUCCAUAAAGAAUCUGACGUUUUUAGCUACAAUAGUCAUUUACAACAUUAACAAUGUCUACACUGUAUUUCUGAUCAAUUUGAUGUUUUUUUUAAUGGUGAAAAAAAAGUGACCCCAAACUAUUGAACAUGUUGACCAUAAGAUGCUUAAAGGCACAAUCUGUAAGAUUUCCUGCUGUUCAUACUCAUUGAUUAUUGAGAUAUAUAACUUAUGCACUGUCAAAUCUUAUGUAAUACUACAUUGUUCAUGUUUUUGUUGUCAUUGAGUCUCUGUACACAAACAGUGUAUAGCUUCAAAAUAUGUUUACAACUACGACAUCAAUCUCAUGGACUACAGCAUUUGCAUCUACAGCUCCAUCUCAGUGGAGGCUGCUGAGGAGAACGGCUUAUAAUAAUUGCUGGAACGGAGCAAAUGGAAUGGCAUCACAAACACAUUUACAUUUACAUUUAAGUCAUUUAGCAGACGCUCUUAUCCUGGAAACCCAUGUGUUUUGAUACUGUAUAUUUGAUACCAUUCCACUUAUUCUGCCCCAGUCAUUACCACGAGCCCAUUCUCCCCAAUUAGAAUUAUGUCACUCUUGCCCUGACUAUCAUGCUCCUGCAACAGUGUGUGUUGUAUUGUACUUACCAUGGCAUGAGAGUUGUUCUGCUGUUUGUAAUGCAACUAUUUUGUCUUCAGUUAUUUACAAGAGUUCAAGGUC